Fopius arisanus is the source of this 1876-nucleotide messenger RNA. It is a transcript of the gene nst, whose product is annotated as phosphoglucomutase 3-like protein nst. Gene Ontology annotation, biological process: UDP-N-acetylglucosamine biosynthetic process; carbohydrate metabolic process. The transcript has 6 exons. Bases 164 to 1795 code for a protein of 543 amino acids. Gene Ontology annotation, molecular function: phosphoacetylglucosamine mutase activity. Lineage: Eukaryota; Metazoa; Arthropoda; Insecta; Hymenoptera; Braconidae. The record is from RefSeq and is a predicted model, not a curated record.
AGUUGUCUUGAAAGGUGUCAGAUGCUUUCACUUUGGACUCGAAUUAUUUUUCAAUUCAAUUCGAAAACUAUCGAUCGAAUCGAUAAUAAUUAUUGAUCGAUUUAUCAAUUACUGUCUGUGAAUCGUCUGUGGAAUUCUCGGAGCAAAAUCCAUUCGCCAAACAAUGGAUUACAACAGGAUUGACAGCAUUUCAAGGUCACAACAUCCGAAUAAACAAUUGACUGAUGUACAAUAUGGAACAGCUGGUUUUAGGGCGAAAUCAGACCUUCUGGAUCACGUUCUCUACCGGAUGGGAAUCCUGACAGUUCUACGAUCGAAGCAAAAAAAUGCAACAAUCGGCCUGAUGAUAACAGCAAGCCACAACGAAGAGCCAGAUAAUGGAGUAAAACUCGUCGAUCCAGCUGGUGAGAUGCUGGAUUCCUCCUGGGAGUUGAUUGCAACAGAAUUGGCGAAUAUUCCAGACUCAGAGCUAGUGAAUGCCCUAAAAAAAAUUAUCAAAGACGAAAACAUUAACGAGGACUCACCAUCAAGUGUAAUAAUAGGGAGAGAUACUCGGGAAAGUGGCUGGUCCCUUUCCAGAGCUGCAAUUGAUGGUAUAAACGCAGCUGAUGGCAUCAUCCAGGAUUUUGGCAUCAUCACGACACCUCAGCUGCAUUAUUUGGUCGUCUGCUCCAACACCAAUGGAUCCUACGGUGAACCAACUGUCGAGGGAUAUCUUUUAAAACUUGUAAAUGCCCUUUUAAGUAUCAAGAAAGCCAAGAACAAUGAUCUAUAUGUGGGAGAGAUUUAUCUGGACGCUGCCAAUGGAGUUGGGGCAAUUGCUGCUAAAGAAUUCCAGGAAAUUCUCCAUGACAAUUUGAGUAUUCGAAUUUUUAAUGACGGAAAUGGACCCCUGAACCACAAGUGCGGUGCUGAUUACGUAAAAGUUCAACAAUGCCCUCCCAUCAACAGUCCAGGAAAAUCUUUGACGAGGUGCGUAAGCAUCGAUGGAGAUGCUGACAGAGUGAUCUAUUAUUAUCUAGAUGACAGUGAUAAGUUUCACCUGCUGGAUGGAGACAGGAUAGCGACCUUGAUAGCCAGUUACCUCAAGGAACUCGUGGAGGAGAGCGAAUUGAAAAUUCAACUGGGACUAGUCCAGACAGCUUAUGCCAAUGGGGCUUCAACGACUUACAUUUCUGAAUUUCUGAAAAUUCCUGUUGUCUGCACCGAGACUGGAGUUAAACACCUGCAUCAUAAAGCCCUGGAAUUCGACGUGGGGGUGUACUUCGAGGCGAAUGGCCAUGGGACAGUCGUCGUCAAGGAUAGCGUCCUGAAGAUGAUUAGGACAGCCUCCCAGAAUAUGAAUCUUCCGAAGAAAUGCAGGACAGCAUCAUCAAAGCUGACGAGUCUGAUUGACGUGGUGAAUCAGACAGUCGGAGAUGCUCUGAGUGAUAUGCUCCUGGUGGAAGCAAUUCUCUACGUCAGGGGGUGGGACAUCGUCACCUGGGAGAGAAGCUACACAGAUCUGCCCAACAGGCAAUUGAAGGUCAAGGUUCAAGAUAGAAAUGUCAUCGAGACGACUGAUGCUGCGAGAAAAUGUGUGUCACCUUCUGGUCUCCAAAGUAAAAUCGAUGAACUCGUGGCACGGUACUCGAAGGGACGAGCAUUUGUUCGGGCGUCUGGGACAGAGGAUAUCGUCAGGGUUUAUGCAGAAUGUGACAGCUCCUCGGAGGUGGAGAAAUUCGCUGCUGAAGUGGCACUAGCUGUUCAUCAACUUGCUGGUGGGAUUGGGCCCGAACCCAUCAUUCCUCAGUGAUAUCAGGGCUUUUUUUUAUUUCAUAUCUUGUAUUUUUAUGGAUUUGGUAUGAAUAAAAAUGGUGAAAAUUACUGAAAACAU